Sclerotinia sclerotiorum 1980 UF-70 is the source of this 2652-nucleotide messenger RNA. RefSeq lists its product as hypothetical. The coding region runs from base 1 to 2652 and encodes 883 amino acids. The record is from RefSeq and is a predicted model, not a curated record. Gene Ontology annotation, cellular component: endoplasmic reticulum; Golgi apparatus. The transcript has 3 exons. NCBI's taxonomy places the organism in Eukaryota, Fungi, Ascomycota, Leotiomycetes, Helotiales, Sclerotiniaceae.
AUGACUAGCCCUGCGAAACAAAGCGCCUCAAGAUGGGGGUCAUUUUUGUCACAAGCAGUAGGAGGGUUGGAAUCAAGAUUAGAUAAUAUAUUGGCAGAAGGACAAGAAGGGCAAGCAAACAGAUCAGCUCCUACAGCUGGCAGUACAGUUGCAGCAAAACCAGAGGCAGCAAUUUCUCGAAGUGGAUCAAAUAGUAGUAGGACAAACGAUCGAUUACAAGAACGUCUAGCAAGGGCAGUAGCUGCAAAGAAUGCACAGAAAUCCGGUACACAAUCAAUAUCUUCUAAUGUGCCUUCGAGAACUGGUAGUCCAAUCACAGUUGGUGAAAGUCCAAGGCAAAGUCUAGAUGCGAGUUCUAGUGUAGGAGGUGACGAGGCUGUCAAACCAAUUUCGCAAGACUUUGGGUCUGCCGCAAAUAAGAAUGCUGUCGAAUUGGAUGCGCCUACUGUGGAGGUUCGACCAAGUACUCCAGUCACUGAACCCGCUUCAGAUUCCCUUCAGCCAUCACCCAGUAUAAGUGCCUUGAAGGCUGAACCAACUUCCCGUUUAUCGACGGAUUCUACUAGAUCUAAUAUACCUAGAGGAUCUAUUGAUUCUAUUCAACCAUUGGAGCCGAUAUCACGCUCAUCGGUUGAUGAGCUACCGGCGAUUAUUUCAGCUCCAGAUGUGGUUUCGGCGUCAAAAACCCCGGCUGAACUAGAGGCUGCGCUCAACCAGCUUCAAUCAGACUAUGAAACCUCAGAAUUACAAAGACAGGAGGAAAUUCAUGGAUACAUAGAACGAAUUGAUGCACUGCAGGCAAAAUUACAGUAUUUAGCAAAAGAAAGUCUAGAAUCGGCUAGCAUUGCUAAGAAUGCUGCACCAUCAGGUAGCCUGGAAAGAAAAUUGGCCGAUAAAGAACAGCAAGUCAUUUUACUCAUGGAAGAGGGCCAGGUUUUGUCUAAGAAGGAGUUAACCCAUAUGACGACAAUCAAAAAGCUUCGUGCCAAAAUUCUUGAGAACAACAAAGAAGUCGCGGAAACCAAAAAGAAACAGGAAAAGUUUGAGAAGGAGGCUGCAUCUCUGGCAGAGCGCCUUAAACGAGCCGAGGGUGCUGAGAAGAGUCUGAAUGAGAGGAACAACGUGAUUAAUCGACUUCGAAAGGAGCUUGAUGCGGUUAAGAUCGAGAGAGAUACCAAGGAUACGAUAAUCGCAAAUUUAAAAACUCAACUUGAAGAUGAUGCUGCUCAAGAAAAACAAGCAGAGGCAAAAAUUGCUCAUGAAGCACUUGAGGCCGAGAAGAAACGUGUUGCUGAGCUUGAGGAUGAUAUUUCUAACCUCAAAAUUGGGAAGCAGCUUGUUAAUGACAGAGCACAGAUACAAGUUAAGGAGCUCAGAGAAAAGAUGGACAGGGAAGCGGAAAAUGCUCGAAUUGCAGCUCUUGAAAUGAAAAAUGAGCAACAAAUGCUAGAGAGUAAAUUAGAGGUUAUGAGAGCUAGAGCUGAAGAAGUAUCAUCUGGUGCUACAGGAGAUGCGCAAGCAAAACUUCUACGUCAAAUCGAAACCUUGCAAACACAAUAUGCUGUUGCAAGUGAGAAUUGGCAAGGAAUUGAAGCUUCAUUAACGGCACGUGCAACUAGUCUAGAAAAGGAGAGAGAUGAAGCGACUAAGCGAGAAGCUGAGGUUAGACGAAAAGCUCGUGAAGUGAGUUUGAAAGCUAAACGCAAUGAAGAUGAACUGGAAGAAACUAGGUCGAAAUUACCCAAUUUUCAACAAGAACUUUCCGAACGAAAUGCUCAAUUAGAUGAUCUCAAAAAACGUGUCGAAGAGGCUGAAGCUGCAUUAGUAUCAGCCAAGGCCGAAUUUGAGGAUGAGAAACAGACAUGGAAUUCUGAAAUGCAACAAAGAUUGUUGGAUGAGAAACAAAAAUGGCUUGAAGAAAUUUCUCUCAGUGGUCGCGGAGAUUCACCUGUAGCGACAAGUCGAAGGGGUUUAACAUCAGAAUAUUUGGGCUUACAAAAUAUGCAAUUGAGAAGGACCUCAGGUAGAUCUACAACUGGUGAAGCUACUCCAGAGAGACUUUUACGUCGUCAAUCUGGUCAACUACCUUCAAAAUCUCCAGAUCCUGGAACACCUGUCAGACAUGAUUCAACGACAUCAUUAACACAUUCUAUCUCGUUAAAUUCAAUCGCUACAAAUGGGACAGGCGAUAGAAGUGAUUUUAAACCACAAACACCAUCUCUUCAUACGCUAGAUCAGGAUGAUUUCUUCGAAAAUCAUAGAUCUUCAUCCCCUCAACAAACUCUUCACGAUAUAAUAUCCACUUCAACUGCUGGUGCAGGACCUAGCGUCCAACUCGUUGAAAGAAUGAGUUCCGCAGUUCGCAAAUUAGAAAGUGAAAAAGUGGCCACGAAAGAAGAAGUGGCUAGAUUAGCCGCUCAGCGUGAUGAAGCGAGAACGGAAAUUGUAGCGUUAAUGAAGGAGGUAGAAAGUAAGAAGGAAGUAGAAAUGAGGGUUAAGGAAUUAGAAGAAGAGGUUAGAGGUGUGAAAGAGAGGUAUGAGGUUACGCUUGAGUUACUUGGGGAAAAGAGUGAGGAGGUGCUGGAGUUGAGGGGAGAUGUAGAGGAUAUUAAGGCGAUGUAUAAGGAGCUUGUUGUUAGAAGUGUGGAGUAG